Molecule: messenger RNA, 1715 nt
Organism: Arachis duranensis
Lineage: Eukaryota; Viridiplantae; Streptophyta; Magnoliopsida; Fabales; Fabaceae
Exons: 2
Coding region: 429-1403 (324 amino acids)
Source: RefSeq, a predicted model, not a curated record
UAGAGGCACAUUAGAGUGACAGAGCAAAGAGAGACUGAGACAGUGUGCGACUUGGGAGAGAGGGAAAACACAAAACAAAGCAAAUCAAAGCAAACUGUUACCCCAUGCCAUCCUCUCUCAAUCUCUCACCACAGCUUCAGUUCUCUUAGCCAUCAUUUGAUUCUUUUCUUGUGUUGUUGUUUCCCGCAAUGCCCCAAUCAAAUCAUAUCAUGGGUCUACAAUUCUGAAAUCAAAACACACACGAAUCGUAGGUCUACUACUAUCUCCCUUCACCUUUUUGAAUAUCUCUUGAAUCUCUCUCUAUCUCUACCCAUAAUCCCAAUACUUUUCUUUUUCUUUUUUUAAGAAAAGACGCAUAAUUUCCACGCUUUUCUUUCUCCCCCACUCCUUUUCCUCACUGCUUUUCAAGUUUCAACCCAAAAGAGAAAAUGCAAUCAUUCACAUCCAUUUUCUUCUUCACUUCAUUACUCCCUCUACUUCUUCUCCCCAUCUCACAUGCCGGUAUUCUCUCGGAACCGGUUAGCGACCCCAACCAGCCGGUCGAACCGAGCGAAAACCCUUCUUCCUCCAACACCGUCCCCGCCUUCCCGGUUCAAACCCAGACCCUCCCAUGCCGCCUCGACCUCUCCAACGAACUCUUCGGCGGCGUCAACGCCGCCUGCGGCAAAAACCUCGACCGCAGCCGCUGCUGCCCCGUUCUGGCCGCCUGGCUCUUCGCCGCACACGCCCGGUCCGCCCUCCAGCUCCCUCCCGCUCCCGCACCGUCUCCCUCCUCGUCGUCCAGCUCCUCCGGCGAGCUUCCGAUGAUGCCGGACGAUUCACAGAAGUGUGUUAACUCACUCCAGGACUCGCUGGUGAGCCGGAACAUAAGGAUCCCUCAGCCGAAUGCGAGUUGCGACGCCAUUCUGUGCUUCUGUGGAAUCAGGCUUCAUCAGAUAAGCUCGCUGAGUUGCCCCGCUGCGUUUAACGUUUCGGUUACUCAUCGAAACGCAACGCCGACUGUUGCCGUUCGUGACUUGGAGAAGAAUUGUCGUAACGCUUCUUACGCUGGUUGCACCAAGUGCCUUGGUGCCCUACAAAAGCUAAAGGGUUACAAGAACGAGACGAAGGGAGGCGGAGGGGGUGAAUCUUCAAGGGUAAAGAGGAUGUUCAACCGUGACUGUCAACUAAUGGGGCUGACGUGGCUUCUCGCUAAGAAUAAAACGGCAUACAUACCUACCGUUUCGGCCGUUUUGCGGGCAAUCAUGUACAGCGCGCACCCACACGAAUCAAAAUGUAGCCCCGAUCAAGAGAACAUGCCACUGGCCGUUGAUUCCCUCCAGUUCGACACAGGCCACGCCCCAUCCUGGCCGUCCAAUUCCUUGGUCACCAUCAUUCUCAUUUUUUAUGCCCUUUUUGUUUAGGGAAACAAAGAAGGGGUCCCUCCUUAUGAGGGUACUUUUUUAUUCUCUCUUAUGGCCGUGUUUCUUGGUUGUUUGGAUCACGUGAAGGGUGAGCUAAUGGACAAAACCAGCGAUGAGAUUAGGAGUGGUUUGGUUCUGACACUUUUUUGGCUUAGUUUUGGAUGGGGGGUUGGGUUUGGUGUCUAGCUAGCUUGAUCACUGUAAAUUUCAGGAUUCAGAUUCCAUUGACAUGUCCUCUAUAUCUGUACAUGAUGGGUGCUAGUAAAUACCAGGCCUCACAUUUUGCAUUGUAAAAAAGUGCCUUUUUCCCAA